AUGACGAAGAAUCAUGCAUCCAUUGCCACUGUCUUUUUCUGUGGGAUUGUUUUGAUCUUUGUGCAAGUUGCAUUGUCAAAUAAUUACCGGUCAAUUGGCUGUUACCGAGAUCGUGCUGCCCGUGCUAUACCAACGCUCGAGGGACAAGAUCCCAUCCUUGAUGGUAACUACUGGACAAGGCAAAACCCCAUCGAGAAAUGCUAUAACGCAGCUAAAAAGAGAGGAUUUAGGGUGUUUGCAGUUCAAAAUGGUGGGUGGUGUGCAUCUAGUUUCUCGGCUGCUGAGACUUUCAACCAAUAUGGCGGAUCGUCGGCCUGUGGGCAAGAUGGCGAAGGUGGACCUUGGGCUAAUCAAGUUUAUUACAUCAAAGGUUACGGAAGUUUUGGUUGCUAUAAAGACACCUAUGUUCGUGCAAUCAAUACCUUGGAAGGAAAAGAUGCUAUUCUUGAUGGCCAUUACUGGCAACGAAAAAACCCUAUCGCAAAAUGUGCCGUGGCUGCUAUUAGAGCGGGUUACAGUAUGUUUGCAGUGCAGAAUGGUGGAUGGUGUGCAUCAAGCAGAUUGGCUGAGGAGACGUUCAACAAGUAUGGCAGAUCGUCUGCUUGUCGGUCAGAUGAUGAAGGUGGACCCUGGGCCAAUCAGGUUUAUACAUUGAAAGCUCCUCAAUUUGAAACAAUUGGGUGUUAUCAAGAUCGUGCUAGCCGUGCCAUACCAACACUCGAGAAUAAAGAAUCCAUCCUUGAUGGUAACUACUGGACAAGGCAAAACCCCAUCGAGAAAUGCUAUGAAGCAGCGAAAAAGAGAGGAUUUAAGGUGUUUGCAGUUCAGAAUGGUGGGUGGUGUGCAUCUGGUUUCUCGGCUAUUAAGACUUUCAACAAAUAUGGUAGAUCGUCUGCCUGUAAGCAAGAUGGCGAAGGUGGGCCUUGGGCUAAUCAAGUUUAUUACAUCAAAGAUUACAAAUCCAUUGGGUGUUAUAGAGACACCAAUAAACGCGCAAUCCAGAGUCUAGAAGGAAACGAUUCUAUCCUGGAUGGGCGUUAUUGGCAUAGAAAAGAUCCUAUCACAAAAUGUGCCGUGGCUGCCAUGAGAGCGGGUUACAAAAUGUUUGCAGUUCAGAAUGGUGGCUGGUGUGCAUCAAGUGCUACUGCGCCAAUGACCUUUGGCAAAUAUGGAAAAUCCACGGCUUGUAAGCAGGAUGGGGAAGGCGGACCAUGGGCUAACCAAGUUUAUUUUCUCUUGUAA
Pocillopora verrucosa is the source of this 1242-nucleotide messenger RNA. The record is from RefSeq and is a predicted model, not a curated record. Lineage: Eukaryota; Metazoa; Cnidaria; Anthozoa; Scleractinia; Pocilloporidae.